CGUGACUGGUGACUGGUAUAGUAUGGUAUAGCCGCGGCCGCACGCCGACAUCACACAGUGAGUAGUCGGUGUUCAGCCUCGACGCCGCGCGCCACGACGGUUCAAAUCUGGCGCCUUGGCCUCAUACAGCGAAAACAAACUCAACAAUUAUCUCCCGUUGAUAAGACGAUAUCUGUUUGUGAUAACUUACCAUUGUGAUAACAGAUAAAAAACGGAGUGGUCGACGAUUAGUACAGUGUUCCGGAGUAUUAUGUAAAAUUGUUAUAAUUGAAGUGUAUAUUGUGUUAUAAUGACGGCGAUGGCGGGGCCUCGUAAGACGAUAUCCAUUCACGACUACCCUGAACACCUGAACCCGUUCCGGGAAGAGGACAAUCACGGCAAGAUCAGAUUCUGGACAAUUGGACGGAAACUGAGCAGAUCCAACAGUAUCACGUUCUCUGGACUUAAAGAGUUUAGGAACUCAUGGUCAUUGCGUUCGUUUAUGAGAAAAGGAAAGAAAAAUUCAGAGCAAACUUCACAAAAUUACAAGAACACUAAUCAAAGGAAUGGAGAGAAUAGUCCUGUGGUUUUCAGACGAGCUAUGCAAUAUGCAUCAAUGUCGCGCAGCACGGUGGGUUCCCCUGAACAGACAGACCGGUACGUGUACGGGGGCUCCGUCACACCACUACCAAGAUCACGCUUCCAGGAACGUCUACGCAGCUCCCAGCAAGAAGUCAGCUCAAUAAGUGCCACCCCCCGCAUGGCCCGCAGCGAUAUUACUGGGUCGAGGUUGAGUGUCGUUAGCACAAACCCAUUCGAUGAAGCUCCCGUCCCACCGGUGCGCGCUUCACGACGAAAGAAGAAACGAGCCCCAGCACCGCCUUCGACAUCCGCUGCUGAUGAAUCAGUCACUAGCGAUAAUAUGGAAUUGAGCACAUCUGAACCGGAGGAUAAAAGUAAAAUGAAUACAACGAUCGAUGAUGAAAUAAAUGAUGUGAAUUUGAAAGUCGAAUUAAAAAUCAUAGAAGAUGACGAUGACAAGACUAAAGAAGCGACUCCAGAAACCAAAGAACUUACAACAACAGAAGUGGAAACGACACAAACUAUUGCUUCGGAAAUCAAAGACACCAAAGAAGACAAUGAGAUAACUGAAAACCAUGAAAAUAAUAGAGAAAGUGAACCUUUAAAAAAUAAUACGGAGGAAGAAGUUGUCAGUCAGAUUUCAUUCCCUAAAGUUGAUAUAUCGAAAUACAGACGUAAUUCAAGUGUUAACGAGGACGAUGUAAGGUUACGACGAGGGAACCUGGAAGAUUUCCAACCACUGAUAAACAAGAGGUGUAAGAGUUUAACAAACAACCUUUCAGAUGAGAACUACGUCUCUUACGAUAUAAAUUUUAAUGGAAAUAAAACUUUCGACAUUAAUAGUAACGAGGAGCCUCAAAAAGUUGUGUGCAAAGUAUAUGAAGAAUCAAGAAAGAAGAGUUUAGACAACUCCUAUUCAAGCACCGAAAAGGAGUUUCUGGAAAUCGACAAGGCCACUCGCGAGUUGGAAAGGGAGAUAAGCAAACUUAAUUCCGCUCUGAUAGAAGAUGAUUUUAUUUGUGAUAAUACUCGGCUUUCCGUGUCCGAAAUUAGACAAAAGUUUGAUAGAGCCGAUAACAGUUCGCCGAACCCCAUACCAAAACCGAGGCGAAGUAACUGCGGUGAAUCUAGCUCAACGGUAAACGGUAAAUUGUAACGUGGCAUAAUGGUGAAAUUAAUAUUAUUUUUUAUAUAUAUAAAUUCGAAAUCUUAAAUUAUAUUAUUUAAUUAUCAAAAAAAUUAAUUAAUUAAAAACGUAAUUUAUUAGUGUUCAGAUCUCAGCUUUCCUAUAAUAAUUAAAGAAACAGAAAUAUCGUAAGACGUCCAAAAUAUUUUUUCGUAUAUGCCUAAGAUUUAUAUUUUUAUGUGGGCGUAGUUAAAAGUUAAGAAUUAAGUAUAAAUAAUAACGCAAAAUCAUAUUUACUAGAUGUUAUGCUUGUUAUUUCUUGCUUUUUGAUAAAAUAUCCUUCAAAUAUAAAUGUUUCUAUCAAAUUAUAGUGCCUUGUUAAUUAAUUAUAUGUUAAUAUAUUAUAAUUAGUUAAUUUAACAUUUACUCUUAAAAUGUAUAAGCCAUAACAAGAACAAAGAAGAAUGUAUAAGAAAUCUUUUUUAAUCUGUUAUUAUUUAAAUGUCAAGAAACUAAAGCUCUACAAUGUAGUCUGUGGUCGAAGUAAAUUAAAAUACAGCGUAUUCCUAAUACAUAUUUCACUUAAAAAUAUAUUGUUAAACAUACAUUUCAUUCAUAAUAAAUAUAAAAAAAAAAUUAUUUGUGUAGUCAUAAAUACAUAAUUAUAUUUAUAUUUCUAUAAUGAAGUCAUAUUAAUUUUUUACUACAUUUCAAUGUUGUUAUUAAAUGUAUUGCGUUAAAGGUAACAAAAUUUAUAUUUUGCAUGUUUAAUUAAGUAACAGCGGCUGUUAAUUUUUUUUAGAUAAUACAAAUUAUGUGCAAUGUACAAGUUUCCUAUUUAUUAAAUAAAGUUGGAAGAACUAAUUAUC
Danaus plexippus (monarch butterfly) is the source of this 2556-nucleotide messenger RNA. RefSeq lists its product as uncharacterized. Lineage: Eukaryota; Metazoa; Arthropoda; Insecta; Lepidoptera; Nymphalidae. The record is from RefSeq and is a predicted model, not a curated record. The transcript is spliced from 5 exons. Bases 290 to 1717 code for a protein of 475 amino acids.